AUGAGUGAGUUCUGGCUAUAUGACGACUUUGACGGUGCCCAGAGCAACCAGGGAGGUGGAGACGACUUUCUCUCCAACUUGUUUUCCCAAGAAUCUUCUCAAGAUGCUCCUUCGAGUGCCAUGUCGAUGCCGAUGGACCAGCCGACCAACCAGUCAAUGAACCUAAUGUUUCCUAUGGAGACGAAAAACCCCGACCAGGGCAACCGCCCCAUGGAAAAGCAGUUUAUGGCUGGCGGGGCGAUGAGCCAGAGCCCGGGAAACCAAGGAAUGGAUAAUCUGACGAUAAACCCAAGUAUGGACCAAUUGGGAAUGAACCAAAUGAACCAAAUAAACCAAGGAAUGAAUCAAGGAAUGAACCAAGGACCCAACCAAGGACUUGGUCAAGGAAUGAACCACAACCAAAACCAAAACAUGAACCAAAACCAAAUGAACCUCAACCAAAACCAGAACCAAAACGUGAGACAAAACCUGGCCGGGUUGAACCAAGGCAUGACAGGCAUCAACCACAACCAGCGUCCGAACCAAGGUCUUGCGGGUCAAGCCGGGUCGGGGCCUGGUCAGCUCAACAUGCAAUUCCACCAGCCACAAAACCAAGCGUCGCCCAUGAACUUGAACCUGCCCAUGGCAGGUCAGCAGAGUAUGAUGAACAAUUUCUCCAACCAAAUGCGAAUGCCUCAAGGUAGCCAGCAGCCACAGACUCUGUUGGACACCAGUAAAAAGGAGCAGUUAUCUCGGAUGCGACAGCAGAUAAUGCAGCAGCAAAUGCUCCAGGCACAAAAGCAGAAGCAGCAGCAGCAGCAGCAGCAGCAGCAGCCCAUGAACGCUCUGGCCCAGGCGCAGGCUCGGGCUCAAGCACAAGCUCAGGCUCAAGCCCAGGCUCAGGCUCGGUUGAAAAACAUGGAAAUGGAAGCAUCUCAGCAACGAACUGGACUUAUUACUCAACAAUUCAGCCCUUCAUUGGGUAAACCUCCUGGUUCUGUGGGUAUUGAAACUCCACAGCAGAACGCAGCAAUGCCUCAAGGAGCUCAAAAUAAUCGCCAGUUUCUGAACCAGAACAUGGAGCAGUUUUAUCGACAGCCGCAGAACUUUAAUUUCCAGCAACAACCGCCGCAACAGCAGCAACAGCAACAACAACAAAAUCCACAGACCCAGACUCCACAAUCCCAUGGAACUCCGCCAAACAUGCUUCAACAGGAACCUCCAUCGCAGCAACCCCAGGCGGCUGGACAAGCACAAGGAAAACUUCCACCUGCCCAGAUUGCCCAGCUUCAAAUCGAAAUAUUUAUGGCGGUUUUGAACGACUUCAUGAGUCGCCGUGGGUCCCCCAUUCGAGAGCCAAUUGUGGUGAACAGAAAGAGAGUCAAUCUUUUCUUUUUGUAUGUUCUUUCGCAUAAACUAGGCGGGGCGCAAGUGAUGAUCAAGUCGCUUCAGCAGCCUCAACAGCCGUCACCGUGGUCGAUUUUGGCACAACGGCUCAAUUUGUACGAAGGAGUGGAUACGCCAGCUGGAAGGGCCAGCAUAGAUAAAGAAUUAAGUUCAUGUUACGUGCAAUAUGUGCUUCCCUAUGAACAAUAUUGCAGCACUCCAGAUGGUCAAAAGGAUAUCCAGGAGCGCCGACUUCAUUACCAGAAGCAGCUUGUGGCCAAACUUCAACGUCAAAAACAGCCACCAACACCAAACCAACAGCCGGCUCCAAAUCAAAUUCCGCUCCAGCAGCAAAUUCCUCAACAACAGCCCCAUCAAAAACAGCAGGCAAUGUCACCAGGUGUAAACCAAAUGAAUCAGAUGUCACCGCCAACAGUCUCACCAGCCCUCCACAACAAACCCGCUCCAACUCCAACUUCAAAUUUUGUUCCGGGACAAACUUUUCCACCUGAAUCUGUGUCUUCAGCUCCAACUCCUCGUCAGCGCCAGCAGUCCCGAGCCAGCACACUGUCGCACAACUCGCCGCAAGUCCAAUCGCCAUACGUUCACCAAAACCAAUCCAGAGCAAGCAGCGUCGUUCAGGCGACCCAGAGAUCUGUCCUGGGACUGAGAGGUAACCCAGGAGAACCAAAACCAACCAGUACCACCAACAUGAUCAAGAACUAUAUUCCUUACCGAGCUUCAGCUGACACACAAGCCGGUCAUGAUAUAAUGACAUUAUCGUCUCUUGGUCAAGACAUUGAUAUGGCCAAGCCUGUGUUUCUUUUCGCUCCAGAAUUGGGUGCCGUUAACUUGCACGCAUUGACGAUGUCUCUCAAAGCAAUGACAAGCCCCUACAGUGACGAGGUGACCAAUGCUUUGAACACUUUACUCGUGGUGUCGCUGGACGCUGCUCUUUCGAUCAAAUUGCCUGAAUGUCCGGAAUUGCUUGAUGCUUUGUGCACAGUUGGAUCGAACUUGGUGGACUGCAUUGUGCGCCAGAGUCCCAAGAUGACUUCAAAUGAAAUUUCCACUGAACCUUGUGGCACUAUCGAUGCAGUCUUCGAACGCUAUGUAAAUACGGAUUCGCAAGAUGAGGACAUUGCCUUUUUCGUGGACUCACUUACGGCUCAAGUGGUGCAAGAUUCAGAUAUGGACUUGGACGACGAUUUGUUCUCGGAAACUAACCAGUCUACGGCUGAACUGCUGCCCGAUACUCUGGAUAUCAAAGAAAACGUCGAGUUUCACCUAGAUGAUUAUAUGAGUGCUUUACGAGGAUUUAAGGAGGAAAAUAGGCACCAUUUCAGUAAGCAGCAAACACGCAGUGCUACCGACGACCAGAUCAUGAUGGUGGACCAAUUGGUUUCUGUGCUCAUGAUCUUGAGAAGCUUAACAGUUUUGGAUGUGAACAAGCCAAUUGCAACAAGCAACGUUUUGUACAAGAAAUUGAUAAUGCAAACCGUCACGGCGGUGGCCGAGCACCCUGACAAGUUCAUAUUCCAUCGCAAGCGCUUAAGUUUGCUCAAAGACUGUUUGCUCAUGUUGCAAAACGUGGCUCUAGAAAUCCAGCUUUCUUCUAUGGAAGAGACAUUCACAGCAUUGGCGUUAGUUUUCAGUUUUGGGCCUCCACCCAGCACCGAUUUGGACAUCCCAGUGGCUCCUCUCGACACCUACACUUACCUUCCGUUUGCAGUAGAUGUGAUGACAAAAUUACUUGUUCAAGAACCGCAAAACCGGUCUCUUAUGCAAGCGGUAUUGACUGGCACCUUGACUGGCACCUUGACGGCGUCGAUAGGUAUAAGUAGACAGGACCACGAAAAAACCAAGGUUGUGGCUACUCGGUACUUGGGAGACGAGCACAAGCUUCGUCAAGGUCAAUUGAUGACCAAUGCAUUCCAUUUGUUGAUGAGUGUGAUUCCAUUUGAGAAAAGUGCAUCCGAAUUGACCAAGACGAUUUUCUCGUCGGAGCCCAUUAUGUCACAAGCAUUUUUCGGAGUCAAGCUCGUUUUGGACCUGAUUCCGAUAGAAGACGAUACAGGACUCAGCGACUUAUCUACAAGGUGGCUUAUCGCCAACAAGUUCCGGAUUUUGUCGAAUUUGGGUCGGUCUGCCGUCGUCAUGAUAGGCGAAGGCGCGAAACUACAAAGAGGAAGUAAUGAGCACCGGGUCGUCAGUACGAUAGUGCAAGAGGUGUUGAUCGUGGUGAAUACUCUCUUGACGCAUGCUUUAACGAUAAGAGACAAACUUUUGCAAACAAACAAAGAAAGCAAAUUAAUUGGUGAAAUUGAAGAUUUGGUCAAUAUCGUGCGAGUCGCACCGGAUCCUUUGUUUGCUAUGGAAACAGUGCUUGCUUCGUUGGUAGACGGCGCAUUGAGCCGAGAAGUGGUGAGAUUAUUGGCGGUGUUGGACAAAUUGGAGAAGAGAUAA
Messenger RNA from Meyerozyma guilliermondii ATCC 6260, 3831 nucleotides. RefSeq names its product Swi1p (gene SWI1). Gene Ontology annotation, molecular function: transcription cis-regulatory region binding. The transcript has a single exon. Lineage: Eukaryota; Fungi; Ascomycota; Pichiomycetes; Serinales; Debaryomycetaceae. Bases 1 to 3831 code for a protein of 1276 amino acids. The record is from RefSeq and is a predicted model, not a curated record. Gene Ontology annotation, cellular component: nucleus; SWI/SNF complex. Gene Ontology annotation, biological process: regulation of transcription by RNA polymerase II.